Coffea arabica (coffee) is the source of this 1242-nucleotide messenger RNA. Its product is annotated as protein FAR1-RELATED SEQUENCE 5-like. The record is from RefSeq and is a predicted model, not a curated record. Gene Ontology annotation, molecular function: zinc ion binding. NCBI's taxonomy places the organism in Eukaryota, Viridiplantae, Streptophyta, Magnoliopsida, Gentianales, Rubiaceae.
AUGGACGAGGAACGUAGAAAAAAUAUUUUUAAUGGUGAUGCAGAAUGGGCACUUGGGUUCUUGGCAGCGAAGAAGGAUGUCGAUGACAUGUUCUUUUAUAAAUAUCAUGUAGAUAACGAAGGAAGAUUGGCAAGGUUGUUUUGGGCAGAUUCUAAAUCUUGUGCGGACUUCAGUAUAUUUGGAGAUGUAUUAGUGUUUGAUACAACGUACAAAACAAAUAAAUACCACAAGCCACUAGUUGUACUUGCAGGGGUAGAUAACCAUUUGAACAGUACUAUUUUUUGCUGUGCACUGCUAUCAGAUGAGAGGAUUGAAACAUAUGAAUGGGUGCUAAAUACAUUUGUAGAGGCUAUGAAAGGUAGAAAGCCAGUAGCAGUGAUGACAGAUGGGGACAGUGCAAUGCGAAGAGCCAUAAAGAAUCUUCUCCCGGAUGCUUGUCACAGGCUAUGUUCGUGGCACUUGCAUAGAAAUGCACGGAGUAAUAUUCGGUGCGAGGAGUUUAAUAACAGGUUGUAUAACCUGAUGGCGAGAAAGUGUAGCACUCUUGAGUUUGAGAAUCGGUGGGUUAGGUUAGUUAAUGAAUGUGGGGUAGUAGAGAAUGAGUGGGUGAAGAAGUUGUACCGUAGGAAAAGGUUAUGGGCAGAGGCAUAUUUACGCGGUCAUUUUUUCGCAGGUAUGAGAAGUACUCAAAGGUGUGAGAAAAUGAAUGCUCUUUUAAAUGAGUACUUGAAUGAAAAAAUGCGACUAUAUGAAUUCGUUAGAAGUUUUGAUUUGGCAAUAGCAUGGCUUCAACAUACUGAGAGCAAAGCAGUUCACAAAAGCGAAAACACAAAACCAGUCUUAACCACAAUCCUAUCCGAAUUAGAGGGGAGCGCAGCGGAGAUGUUUACAAGGAAUGUGUUCUUCAUGGUGAGGAAGCAUUUGAACAGGCAAGGACUUCUAAUUUCUGAGGGCUGGAGCGAGGAGGGAGGGAGUCGUACAUAUUAUUACUCGAAAUAUGGUGGACACGAAAUAAGUUGGAGGGUGGAUUAUGAUAGGUCAAUGGAGAAACUAAUCUGCUCUUGCAUGAAAUUCGAGUCAAAGGGGAUUCCUUGUGCUCACAUGUUUCGCGUGAUGGUGGUAGAAGGAAUGAACAGGAUCCCAGAAGCAUGCAUUUCGAAGCGGUGGACAAAGGGAGUUUACUGUACUAAUAAUGGAAUGAAAGCAUUUGUUGCAGACGAACAGUUGACACAAAUGGCCUGA